This is a messenger RNA of Brassica napus (rape), 895 nucleotides long. RefSeq lists its product as uncharacterized. Bases 331 to 819 code for a protein of 162 amino acids. NCBI's taxonomy places the organism in Eukaryota, Viridiplantae, Streptophyta, Magnoliopsida, Brassicales, Brassicaceae. The transcript is spliced from 2 exons. The record is from RefSeq and is a predicted model, not a curated record.
CCUGUCGUUUUUUAAAACUAGGCAGCAUUUAGAGGCGAAUCAAAUGGGCUAAGAAGCAAUGAAGAUUUAGAGGCGUUGCAGUCCCUGCAGAGCGGAUUUCAGAAGUGCAUAGUAAGUAAAAAUCCGAUUCGUGCUUGUUUCAGUGAUGUCACUCGGAAUCAAUCGAAUCUUUACUUAUGAUUUGUUGAUUUUAUGGGAGACUUUCAAAAAAAAAAGAGAGUUUAUUUUGGAAUGAUGUUAGAAUGCAAAUGGCUUGGGACUAGAAGCUGCUGCUACCGGUAGAGAUUACUGUAAAGUAUCAAUCAACUUCCCAAAGGAUACUAUUCUCAAAUGGGAAGAAUACCCAAGCAUGCGUUUAUCUCUUGGUUGGUGGCCUGGAACAGAUUGGCAACUCGAGACAGGCUUAGAGCUUGGGGUCUUGAAGUACCUCCAAACUGUCUCCUUUGUUCCGGUUGUGAAGAGUCUAGACAGCACCUGUUCUUUGAUUGUGUAUACAGUUAUGAGAUAUGGAUGUACUUCUGCUCACGCAUCCAAGUUAAUCCUCCCACAGGGUUUGAAGAUUGUCUCAGGUGGCUAAAGACUUCUUCAACAGAUCCUAACAUCCUCUUGAUCAUAAAACUCGUCUUCCAAGCGGUUGUGUACAUGAUUUGGAAGGAAAGAAAUAGUCGCCUCCACUCCAGCGUGAGUAGACCCCCUCAAGCCAUCAUUCAAGAGGUUAAACAAACCAUCAGACUGAAACUUGAUCCCCUAUCUAGGAACAUGAGAAUCACAAGCAGCUCCUCUCUCACUUAUUUGGGUACUUGGUUAAGUAUCUUUUAAGGGCAUUGUUAAGUCCCUGCACCUUUUCUUUUUUUGGUAAAGGUAGGUCUAAAGGUUUGUAUUUUGUUUUUGCAAA